GGAUGAAGGAGAAGGGGGGGGACGGGGGGGGUUGGUGCUGCAGAUCCCCUCCCCCCCACUGCUGCACCCGCAGCAGGGGGAUGGAGGAGAAGGGGGGGGGCGGGGGGGGCUGGUGCUGCAGAUCCCCUCCCCCCCACUGCUGCUCCACAAUCCUUCACCCGCCAGGGAUGGAGGAGAAAGGGGGGGUGGGGGGGGCUGGGGGGCGGGGGUGGAGCUGCGCGUGCAACUGCAGGGCACGCAGGCAGGGGAGCUGCAGUCGCACGCACGGGCACUGCGCGUGCGACUGCAGCUCCCCCCCCUCCAUGAUGCGACGGGGCACCGGGGCCGCGACUAG
Closterium sp. Naga37s-1 is the source of this 334-nucleotide messenger RNA. NCBI's taxonomy places the organism in Eukaryota, Viridiplantae, Streptophyta, Zygnematophyceae, Desmidiales, Closteriaceae. The record is from the annotation of a GenBank genome assembly.